Ceratosolen solmsi marchali is the source of this 892-nucleotide messenger RNA. RefSeq names its product zinc finger protein 511 lethal (2) k10201. The record is from RefSeq and is a predicted model, not a curated record. The transcript is spliced from 3 exons. The coding region runs from base 43 to 837 and encodes 264 amino acids. Lineage: Eukaryota; Metazoa; Arthropoda; Insecta; Hymenoptera; Agaonidae.
UAAGUAAUAAUAAGUAGAAUAUUAGAAGGUAAAAUAUUGAUAAUGGAGGAUAUAGAAAAUUUUCUCAAGAAGAUAGGAGUGGGUCAGAGACCUAUGAAAGAUCCAUUUUUUGAUAACUCUUAUAAGACCUGUAAAGUGUUCGAACGCAAAGGUGUGAUUGCCGAAGAUGAAGAAGAACUUUGUCAUAAAUUUAUGAAAGAAUUCCUGUGCAAUGCAUGUGACGCUACUUUUGAGAAUCUGCUUGAUUAUGAAUUACAUUAUCAUAAUACUCACCAUUUUGUAUGUUUUCAAUGCAAGAAGUGGAAGCCAACUGCAAAACUCUUAGAAAUGCACAUACAAGAAAUGCACGAUAAUUUCUUUAAAUUACAAGCUGAAAAACAGCCAAUGUAUCGUUGUUAUGUUUCGGAAUGCAAUGUAAAAUUUAUGAAACCUCAAGAGCGUACGCAACACUGCAGAGAAGUUCAUAAAUAUCCAAAAAACUAUCGAUUUGAUGAAUUUAUAUAUAAAAAAGAGACUGGUAAAGGUGAUUCGGCGAUGGAAGUAGAUGAAAAAGUAACUCCUAAGAAGAAAAAUUUGAAAAAAAUACAUUUCGGAAAAAAUGCAAAAUCUAAAGCUUUUGGAAAACAAUGUUUGGAUGCCAAAGGGCCGGUGGAUAUUAAGACAAAUGAUUCAAGCUCUACACCAAGUGUAUCGUUAAAAUCUACAACAAUGUUUAUUCCUAGACAAGUGCAACAGAAAUCGUAUGCUAAACUAUUGACACAAAACCAGAAGCUAGAAAAGAAUGUUCUUGAAACAGAAAGUAUAAUGGAACUGAGUGAAUCACUACCAAAUCUUUAAUUAAUAAAUUGUUUUAUAUUUAAGCGAAGAGAUAAAAGCUCAAAAUGUAUACAUA